GAUCUCCGGGAUCAGCUGGGCUCGACUCCCAUGCGGCUGUGAAACGCGGCUGUGGCUCGGUUUCUAUAAAUGACUUUCCACCGCCUCUUCCUCUUCUUCAGGCAAUAGCAAACCACCGGCACCAGACACCACAAUGUCCUAUCACCCCAUUGGAGAUGAAUACGAGCACACGGCUGAGGAUGAGCAGGUCGACCAGUCCUACGCCAUGAGCGAGCUGCCCAGCGACGCAAACUACCCGGACGUCGACCCCGACGAAGACGCGUAUUAUCUUGCCGCGCCCGACAACCUGCCCCUCGCCUCCUCCGCCUCGGGUAUCUACGACCCCUUCGUCAACCAGUCGAAUGAAGAGUACGAGUCUAAGGACGGCUUCUCGCACCGGCAUCACUCGUACCAGCUCUCGGAGUCGUACAUCACCGUCCCCACAGACAGAGCCAGCACAUACGCGACCUCCAUCAUUGACCCUGCCGAACUCGAGGACCGCGAAUGGCAGAAGCGCCAAGAGAAAAAUACAGAGAAUCUGCAGCGAUUUGCUACCAGACGCGUCAAACUCGACAAGAAUAAAAUCUUCAGCGCAAACUACGCUGUACCUUCUCCUCUCAAAAAUGGCAUUGAGCGCAAGUAUAUCGAUCUCGAAUAUGGCUCGGACGAGUUCACUCAUCUCAGAUACACUGCCGCUACGUGCGACCCCGAUGAGUUCGUCGGUAAAGGCUACACCCUUCGCCAGAAAAUGUACGACCGCAGGACCGAGCUCCUGAUUGCAAUCACGUAUUACAACGAGGACAAGGUGCUCACUGCACGCACAUUGCACGGUGUCAUGAAAAAUGUCCGAGAUAUCUGUAACCUGAAGCGGACCAGAUUCUGGCACAACGGUGGUGCAGCUUGGCAGAAGAUUGUCGUCUCGCUCAUUUUUGAUGGAAUUGACCCCUGCGAUAAGGGAACUCUUGACAUGCUUGCUGCUAUUGGUAUCUACCAGGAGGGUGUCUUGCGUAAGGAUAUCGACGGCCAGGAGACCGUCGCUCAUAUCUUUGAGUACACGACCCAAUUCUGCGUGACUCCAAACCAAGAGCUGAUUCGCCCGACCGAGGGCGCGGCCGACAAUCUUGCUCCGGUCCAAAUGAUUUUCUGCCUCAAGCAGAAAAACGCAAAGAAGAUCAACUCGCAUCGCUGGCUCUUCAACGCCAUCGGUAAAACUAUCAACCCCGAAAUCUGCAUUCUUCUCGAUGCAGGAACAAAGCCCGGGAGCAAAUCUCUGCUCGCCCUCUGGGAAGCUUUCUACAACGAUAAAAAUCUUGGAGGAGCAUGUGGCGAGAUCCAUGCUAUGCUGGGUCGUCACAACAGGAAUCUGCUCAAUCCCCUGGUGGCAGCUCAAAACUUUGAGUACAAGAUCUCGAAUAUUUUGGAUAAACCCUUGGAGUCUUCUUUUGGAUACAUCAGUGUUCUUCCUGGUGCGUUUUCGGCCUACAGAUUCAGGGCCAUCGAAGGUGUUCCUCUACAGCAAUACUUCCACGGCGAUCAGACGCUCGCCAAGCGACUUGGAAAAAAGGGUGUGGAAGGAAUGAACAUUUUCACGAAAAACAUGUUUUUGGCCGAAGACCGAAUUCUCUGCUUUGAGGUUACUUUCAAGAAGGGGUGCAAAUGGCAUUUGGCCUACGUCAAGGCUGCAAAGGCCGAGACUGAUGUUCCCGACCGAGCGCCGGAGUUCAUCUCUCAACGUCGACGUUGGCUGAAUGGUUCAUUCGCGGCUUCCGUCUACGCUCUUAUGCAUUUUACCCGCAUGUACAGAAGUGGCCACAACAUCUUCCGUCUGUUUAUGUUCAACAUUCAAUCUCUCUAUAACUUGGUCCAGAUCUUCUUGACUUGGAUCAGUCUUGCAUCGUUCUAUCUUACGACUACCAUUGUCUUGUAUCUGGCGGCCGACCCGACUUAUAUGGGUCAGAAAGCAGCUGAUAACGCGCCUACGAUGCCAAUCCCGAAUCAAAGAAACGUCAACAAGAUUAUCGCGGUCGUAGUAGAUUAUCUCUACGUCGGCAUGCUGGUGUUAUCCUUCCUUUUAGCACUUGGAAAUCGACCGAAGGGUUCCAAGUACUGGUAUUAUUUUGCAAUCACAAUGUUUGGAGUUAUUCAGUACUACGCCCUGGUCAUCUCGUUCAUGCUCGUCGCUCAAACCCUAGGCUCAGCCGAUUUCGCAAAAGCACCGGAUCAGAGUCUUGUCAGUUACAUCUUUGGCUCGAUCCCGCUUUUGAUUGUCAUUGCCCUCGUUUCAACUUACGGUGUCUAUCUGCUCUCUGCGAUCUUCUACCUCGAUCCCUGGCAUAUGCUCAACAGUUUCACGCAGUACACGUUUUUCAUGCCGAGCUUCACAAAUAUCCUCAAUGUCUACGCGUUUUGCAAUUGGCACGAUGUUUCAUGGGGUACCAAGGGCUCAGACAGCGCCGACGUUCUUCCGUCUGUGCACACUAAGAAAACCGAGGAUGGUGAAGCUGUCAUUGUCGAGGAGCCGGAUCUGCCACAAGAAGACAUCGACGCUCUUUUCCACGAGACCGUGACGCGUGCGCUGACGAAAUACGUACCGCCUGCGAACGACAACAAGAGCAGUCUCGACGACGCGUACCGAAACUUCCGCACCAAUCUCGUGAUUGCCUGGAUUCUAUCAAACAUGAUUGUCGUCUUUGCAAUCACGUCGACCAGUCUGCAGGGCAUCAUUCCGAGCGAGACGAAUGAGGCCGUCACAACGAAACGAAAGAACUUCUUCGCGCUGCUGCUCUGGGCGACUGCGAUUAUUUGUCUCAUUCGUCUUUGUGGAAAUAUGCUUUUCCUCUUCAAGACGAGUAUUCUGUUUUGCGUCAUGAAACGCUAGAGACGUAAACACAUGUAAAAAUUAGUGAUUUGGGUUAUAUAUUCUAUGUGUGAUCUUUUGGAUUCUUUGCAUAUUAAUGAAAACGAAUAUCUUACUCUCCUUGGAUCAAUUAU
This is a messenger RNA of Myxozyma melibiosi, 2970 nucleotides long. RefSeq names its product chitin synthase G. Gene Ontology annotation, cellular component: cell septum; cell periphery. The transcript is spliced from 4 exons. Gene Ontology annotation, molecular function: chitin synthase activity. Lineage: Eukaryota; Fungi; Ascomycota; Lipomycetes; Lipomycetales; Lipomycetaceae. The record is from RefSeq and is a predicted model, not a curated record. Bases 134 to 2857 code for a protein of 907 amino acids.